Molecule: messenger RNA, 3255 nt
Organism: Anas platyrhynchos (mallard)
Lineage: Eukaryota; Metazoa; Chordata; Aves; Anseriformes; Anatidae
Gene: TMPRSS2
Product: transmembrane serine protease 2
Biological process (GO): proteolysis
Cellular component (GO): membrane
Molecular function (GO): protein binding; serine-type endopeptidase activity
Source: RefSeq, a predicted model, not a curated record
CCCCCCGCUCGGGGACUGGUGUCUCUCGCUGCUCGCUUCCUUGUGGCGGGUUUGUUUUGCAGACGGGCGCAGGAGGAAGAGGAGGAGGGAGGAGGAAGAGGGCUGGGGGAAGGGAAAAUCCCCGCUCCCCCCUAUCGGUGCCCGGCCUCGGCGGGGGCAGGUGCCCGCAGGUGGAUGCGGUGCCCGGCCCCUUCCCUCCUCUCCCCCCGCCCCAGCUCCUCCCCGGCCGCCGCUGCUGCUGCUCCCGGCCGGCGCCGCGUCCCGCUCCGGAUCCGCUCCGCUUCUGCUCCGCCGCGGUGGGGGCGGCCCCAGGGAAGAUAAACAGAGCAUUACUCAUACUAUGAAUACAGCAUCCUACAACAGUUUAAAAUGAGACUGAGAACAAGGAACAACAGUAUCUUCCUGUGAAGUGUUACUUGUCCGCUGAGUUUAGGCAGAACUGCAUUUCCCAGCUCUACAAUGAAGAACUGACUAAGAAGGGAUGCGACAUAAAAGAGAAGUCCUGCAGACUUAGUCACCAGUCUUGAUGGACUUACUGUUCAAGCUUUACUUCCAAACACUUGAGUUGUUUCAGUACUACUGACAAAGGAAAGAUGACCUCUACUGUAGGCCCACCGCCAUACUUUGAAAAUCAUGGCUUUCAGCCAGAAAACUAUUCUGCCAGGCCACCAGCAGGUGCUAACCCAUAUCCACCAUACUUCUCUACAAAUGCUCCAUCAGUGCCAACCUAUGUCCCAAGAGUUUCAACCUACCAGUCGACUAGUCCAGUAGCCCCUUCAACUGGGAGGACUUGUUCAUCAGGUGUAAAGAAAACCAUAAUAAUUGUAAUAUCCAUUUUAAUAGUCAUUUGUUGCGCAGUUGGUGCUUUCUUCAUUUGGUAUUUUGUAGAGAAUCCUUGCCUCGGAUCGUUAGAGUGUGGGUCUUCAGGAGUGUGCGUGCCUCCCUCAGAUUGGUGUGAUGGAGUGACCAACUGCCCAAAUGGGGAGGAUGAAAACCGUUGUGUUAGACUUUUUGGACCAAACUUUAUCCUUGAAGUUUACUCACCUGUCAGCAACACCUGGUAUCCUGUUUGCCAAGAUAACUGGACUGAUGAUUUUGGAAAGAUUGCGUGUAAAGAUAUAGGCUAUAAUGUAGAUACAUAUUACAGUAGUUCAGGAGUAGCAGCUGAAGUCAGCUUUAAAAGCUUUAUGAAGCUGAACACAAGUGCUGGGAGUACAGACUUGUAUAAAAGGCUAUAUACCAGCAAUGUCUGUACAUCAGGAAAGGUGGUUUCUCUACGCUGCAUACAGUGCGGCCUGUCCACCAAAAGCACAGCCAUCAUGAACAGGAUCGUGGGUGGCAGCGCAGCAGCGCUGGGGCAGUGGCCGUGGCAGCUCAGCCUCCACGUGCAGGGCACGCACGUCUGUGGGGGCUCCAUCAUCACCCGCGAGUGGCUGGUGACCGCGGCUCACUGCGUGGAGGGACAACUUUCUGACCCAUAUGUUUGGAGAGUUUAUGCUGGGAUUGUGAGCCAGAGUGACAUUACUUUAAGAGCUGCAUAUAAAGUGCAACAAAUAAUUUCCCAUCCAGAUUAUGAUACAGACACUAAAGACAAUGAUGUUGCCCUUAUGAAGUUAGAGACACCGUUGAGUUUUACUGAUAAUGUACAGCCAGUUUGUCUGCCUAAUGCAGGAAUGACAUUCCAGCCCAAUCAGCAGUGCUGGAUAUCUGGAUGGGGAGCAGAGUCCCAAGGAGGUAAAACAUCAACUAACUUGAAUUAUGUCAUGGUACCUUUAAUAGAACGUUCUAAAUGUAAUUCUAUCUAUAUCUAUAAUGGUCUGAUUUUGCCUACAAUGAUCUGUGCUGGAUAUCUAGAAGGAGGAAUUGAUUCCUGUCAGGGUGACAGCGGAGGUCCUCUGGUAACAAACGAAAGCUCCGUGUGGUGGUUGGUUGGAGAUACCAGCUGGGGAAGUGGCUGUGCUACUCCCAAUAGACCUGGAGUUUAUGGGAAUAUGACUGUGUUUACAGACUGGAUUUAUAAAAAUAUGCAGGCAAACAGAUGACAAUGCUGUCUGUCCUUGUUGAUGAUCGAUGUUUCUGAGAACAAGAAAAAAUGAAGCCAUGGGAUAUUUAUUCACUUUUACAAAUGAUUUUUCUCCUUGAAUUUUCUUUUUAAAAAUAACAUGAAGGAUUGCACACUCGGUUCUGUACUGGCUACAGUGACUGAUUUUAAUCAGUGAAGGAUUAUCACAAUGAGCACCUUUCUUCUUGAUGUGGUGCCUGGCAGAAAGUUGUUCUGCCAACUGCUUUCUGAGAUGUCUUUUUUUAGUUGAGUACUUUCACUUGAUAAUCAGGUACAGGUUUAUAAUGGCAAUUUUAAUCACAAUUUAACGUAAGAUUUUUGUAGCUGGAUACCGAGAAGGUUUAGUAGCAUUUUAAAUUGAAUGUUAAGUAAUGUGAACAUUGAAUCUCUGAGCUGCUGGUUGGCAAUUUUAGAAGUGAAUGUUUUGUGGUAUAUAUGAAGGGAAGUUUUCAUGCACUACGGUAGAGACACAGGAAAAAAAAUACUGUAUAUUCAGGUAGUUAAAAAUCCUCAGGACCUUGACUGCCGUUAUUCAAGUCAGACUGUUCUGAGAGAGCAGUCUGGCUAUCUCAGUAAUUAAAAGUGCUCUUCUGCUUAAACUGCUCUGAAUCUGGAAGGGGCAGGACCUGCUGUCACUCGAUGUGGACCAAGGAGAGGGAUGCUUUUGGAGCUGCAGUGGGAAGCCAGGAGUUAACCAUCCUGACAGGGGUCCCUGGCUGAGCACAUCAUGAUGACUCCUGAACUCUCCCUGUUGUGAAAGCUGACAGUCUGGUCUGUCCUGUCCUGUCCGUGAGUCUGUGCUGCAGGCAGCGGACCUCUGGCUGCAGUGCAUGUCCAGAGGCUGGAUGUUCUGUGAGAAGAAAUACAACCCCAUGUUUCUGCCUAACCAGAUGAACUACCUCAUUUAUUAAAUUUGGCUUUUAAUUCAUUAGAGCUCUCCUUUGGGUACCUGUAUGAUGCUUUUAGCAAAAGGCAGUUAAUAUCACAGUGCCACCUCGACUAGGAUUUUGAAAAUAAUUUAUAGCCAGUACACAGGAUCAAAAAGCCAUAACAAGACACAUUUGUUAAGAAAGAUAAUUUUUUUUUUUUUUUUAAUGAAAUGACUCUACUAGUCUUGUUUUCUCUUUUGGUACUGAAAUGCAAUUAUCUUGCAUGAAAACACUGCACCAAAUAAAUAUAUUUUUUUCUACAAA